Messenger RNA from Boleophthalmus pectinirostris (great blue-spotted mudskipper), 1816 nucleotides. It is a transcript of the gene ccm2l, whose product is annotated as CCM2 like scaffold protein. Gene Ontology annotation, biological process: heart morphogenesis. Lineage: Eukaryota; Metazoa; Chordata; Actinopteri; Gobiiformes; Gobiidae. The record is from RefSeq and is a predicted model, not a curated record.
GUGUGGCAGGGACCAAGCAGGGCAGAAAUGGGGCUAAAAUAAGACAAAACAAUGUACGGCGAAACUGAAGACAACGUGGAAAUUAUGUGAAGAGGAGAAGGACGAAUCAGCAAUGGACUACGAGCCAAAGAAAUCCAAAAAGGGUUUCGUGUCACCCAUCAAACGUCUGGUCUGGUCAAAGUCUGGGCGUAGGACAGUGGACCGUAGCAGUGUUUACAGACGCCCACUGCACACUGUGCCGCUGUAUGCCCCUGAUUACCUCAUCCACCCGGAGAGGCUCAUCUUUGACUAUGUGGAGAAAGAAGUCAAGUUUCUUGGCCAUCUCACCUGGGUAUCUGUGUCUUUAAACCCAUCAAGUCGAGAUGAGCUGCUGCAACUUUUGGACACCGCCAGGCAGUUGAAGGUUCUGCCUCUGAAGACGAGUGUGGAGCAGGACUGCAUCCUGAGUCUGUCCGCCCGGUGUCUGCUGCUCACCUGGAGAGACAACGAGAAGCUCCUGAUGCGCAUCCCCACCCACCAGAUCGCUGCUGCCUCCUACUUGCGGGAUGACGCACUGCACCUGCUUGUCCUUAAAACAGGUUUGAAUGUGGACACUGUAGUUGCCGGUGACGACAGCGGAGCCAACAGUCGACGCCAGAGCGUGAGCAGCAACAAUGACCCUCGUCCUGAAGGGGGAACCAUGGAGCGGCGCCACAUCAUCUGCGGGGUGGACUGGAGGCCGUCCCUGUCCCGGAGCAGCCACGACAAGAACCAAGCCCAGAACAUGGACCGAGCAGGGGAGCGGGUCGGGGGAGGGGGCAGCCUGGAGAGGAAGAGGGUUGGGGGCAGCUGGGAGCGGAGGCAACCCACCCGAAAACCUGGGGGGAGCUGAAACCGCCGAGCCCGUCCCAUGAGCGGGAGUUGGGAGAGGAGAUUGGGGGCGGGCAGCUGGGAGCGGAGAGGGGGCACGGAGAGGGGCGGACCGGGCUCAGGGGCAACGGGAGGCAGCUGGGAGAGACGCCAGGCUUGCACCGGGAGCUGGGAACGGGGCAAGAGCUACGGAAGCUGGGAGAGGAGGAACCACAACCCCCUGGAGCCCACGCCCUGCCCCGACGCUUACUGCAACCUGGUCAUUCUGGCUGUGGAAAACAGGGAUGCUGCAGAAGAAUAUUGCUCCCUCAUUUGUCAAAUGUUCCAGAUCAUUUACGGGCAUCGGACCAUUGAGUGUGUUGACCGAGCGGGCUUCCACCACACCCUGCCAGAUCGCUACUGGCUGCAGAGGAGCGACAGCUGCCUCACUGAUGUGUCGUACAGUUAUGACCCAGAGUUCAGCUGCUGCAGCUCCUAUGAUGGGUCCCAGGAAGCCUUUGAGAUGUACUACAGUGAAACGUACAGUGAGAGCUCGUCCCAACGCAGUGUGGCGUCUGCCAGUGACGGAGACAACAGCGCCGCCCUGCUGCUCAUGCAUGACUACAUGACUACUGUGAGGCCCCAUGCAGCACUGCUUUUUCUGUCUCCCUUUGUUACAUGCAUUUUCUCAAGAAUGCGGUCGUUCAUCCCUGACCAAGAUGUGGGAGUCUUUGAAAGUUUCCUGGAGAGCAUCGGCAUCAGAGAGGGCGGGAUUCUAACCGACAGCUUUGGACGCAUCAAACGCAGCAUGAGCAGCACGUCAGCCUCUGCCAUGAGAGGACUCACGAAUGGACUCAUCAAGUCACAUCAGAGGGGAACCCUCAGGACCUUCGAGGUAUUCAGGGAAGGCACUGAACUAAAGAAACACCUGCAGGGCCUUCGGUGGCUGGAACAAAGGCCUGUGCAAUACAAGUCAAUGUGGGGAUGA